CGCUACUAUGUAACUUGGAAACAUAACUUUUAGAUAACGACUAGUCUGCGGCCUCCUGGAUUUCUCUCCUUCACAUUCUCUAGGAGCCAGAAUUGUCAUCUAUAUCAUUUUCGACCUAAUGCAUGUCUCUAUCCUGGACAAAACGGAAAACAUUGUUGAGUUCGUUACUCAAUAGUUCCGAUGACGAUGAAGAAAGCCUUGCCUUGGAUCGGAUUUUGCAUGGUCAACAGGUCAUAGGAAGGACUACGAAAACUGCAGAGAUUGAAUCUCUCCGUUUUUCAGACAGAGAUCUUGUCGUCUUGGGCACACUGGAGCAUGGCCAAUUCGGGGUGAUUGACGUGGUGACAUGCCAGCUAAAUGGUCGCGUAUAUGUUCGCAAAUCUAUCGAGAAACAUUUUGCCCUGCGGACUCAUGAACAAUGCUCUCCACAGUUAGAACGGGAUAUUCUUCUGUGCGCGAAACGUGAGCGCUCAUCGUGGGCUCCGCACUUACUUUGUGCAUUCCAAACAUCCACUCAUCUCAACGUUGUAAUGGAUUAUGCCGAAGGAGGCACAUUAUGGGACGUCCUUGAGUCAAGCCCUGAAGGUAGAGUUCCUGAGGCAGACAUACUUUGGUGGGCUCCUCAGGCAGUCUGCGCCAUCAAUUGGUGUCAUUCACAAGGUUUUGUACAUCGUGACAUCAAACCCCAGAACUUCGUUCUCACAGCAAGCAAUCACAUGCUUCUAAUAGAUUUCGGGUCUGCUGCGCCUCUUUCACCUCCAGAGCUUGACGGGAGCCAGUCGGUCCCGAAACGAUAUACUCUUGUUCCUUGUGGUACUUGUGAUUAUAUUUCUCCUGAAGUUUUGCAAGCACACGAAGACGCCCUCCUUGCGUUGGAGUUGUCGGACGACAAUGCUUCGCCUUCAAUCUCCAAAGAGGCUACUCCGUAUGGCUUGGAGGUAGAUUGGUGGAGCCUCGGCGCAAUGUUGUAUGAAUUGGUUUAUGGAGUAGCCCCUUUCUUCGCUAAAGACAUCCGAACUACCUAUCUGAGGAUUUUGGACUACGAGACGAGCUUGCGCUUCAAUGCGGCGAUUCCCGUUUCUAAACAACUACAGGAGUUACUUUGCGGACUUCUCACUGACCGACGCCGCCGUCUCGGUAGAUGCAGCGUGUUGGAAAUUACAGAGCACCCGUUCUUCGGAAAUACCGACUGGUCUUGCGUAGACUCGCGCCCUGCACCACCUGACAUCCAUGUGCCGCAAUUUACAUAUUCUGUGUCAGCUGCGCCCAUUACGCCCAUAGAGCGCUCAGAUCCCACGGAUGAAGGAAAUUCACAGCCGUUCGCGUUUUCUGCUUUAUUCCACUCUUCCCCAAACACUUCGCCUGGAAUAUCAAUUUUGCGGGACACGUCUCAUCACAUAUCUCCACAAGCUGAAUCGGCCUUCAUCGGAUUUUCGUGGGGUCCCACUGAGGAUGCUUUCCUUCUCCCAACCGAUCCAUUUCGAAAACACGAGAGAUUGGCCACCCCUCGGGCUCUACAGGCCACUUCCGGGAAAUCUAGCCCUUAUCCAUCGCUCAAAGCUUCCAGCGCUGCCACGCAUUUCUCCGCGUUUGCAACACCCGUUCGUCCCCAUAGUUUAUCAGCAUUUCACACCCUUCCCCGCACAGGCACUAUACGGCGUACAGCUCAGCGGCGCGCUGUUUCUGAUCGUGAGGCCAUGAAGCAGCUCGUAGAAUGCAUCGGAAUGAGCGCCAGGAAGAAAGUCCUCGCUAGCGGUCGCAAGCCGCGGUUGAUGCAGUCCUUUGGCCGAAGUUUCUCAAACCCCGUCCGGAAAGAGCUGCGCUUCGGUCUCCAGCCCAUUAUCACCAACAAAACUUAUGACUCCGAUGAUUUCCCAGCUGUGGUGGUUGCUUCGCCAUCAGAGGGAGUCGACGAAACCGAGUCGGAUGGGCCACCAAGUCCCAGUCCCAGUCCACGCCCCGGUUCUGCAAUGUCUAUACUCAGCCGAAGAAGUGUCACGCCCACAAUAUCUAGAUCCUAUUCUGCUCGUCUGUUAAACCUCCCCUCUACUUCAUUUACGACGAGUGGAUCGCAUGAAGAACUCUUGAGUAAUCUGCAAGGCGACGAGAAUGUGUUUGAAUCACUGGAAAAUAGGCACGCCGCCAUGAUGUCUGAUUUGACAGCAAUAGAAGGGCGCUUGAGCUGCAUCUCCAUGUUAUUAUCGGUGGAGGCACCCAGGUCCUCCGCUAACGUCACUUAAAAGGGGAUAUCUCAUCGGAGCGAUCCGUAUCACCGGCGAAGUGGAAUUUCAAAUUCAAAUGCGAGCAACUGUACAACCGUAUACUACUAUAACACUUUGUAUAGUCUGUUGUACAUGGGCCAAUUCACAUCCACAUGCUAAUGUCACCCGGCAUCCCAUGCACUAGAGUUUCUUUGGCAAUACGCGUGGAAGCUGCUUCCCGCACAUCAUAUAACGCUCUGCUUGUUGACGAUGCCCUUGGGCAAUUUUUGCCGUGAUUCCCCGAAGUUGUUAGAUGGUCCUG
Suillus clintonianus is the source of this 2523-nucleotide messenger RNA. Its product is annotated as kinase-like protein. Gene Ontology annotation, cellular component: nucleus; cytoplasm. NCBI's taxonomy places the organism in Eukaryota, Fungi, Basidiomycota, Agaricomycetes, Boletales, Suillaceae. The record is from RefSeq and is a predicted model, not a curated record. The transcript has 10 exons. Gene Ontology annotation, molecular function: protein serine/threonine kinase activity; ATP binding. Gene Ontology annotation, biological process: intracellular signal transduction; peptidyl-serine phosphorylation. The coding region runs from base 123 to 2240 and encodes 705 amino acids.